This is a messenger RNA of Ilyonectria robusta, 2088 nucleotides long. RefSeq lists its product as uncharacterized. Lineage: Eukaryota; Fungi; Ascomycota; Sordariomycetes; Hypocreales; Nectriaceae. The coding region runs from base 1 to 2088 and encodes 695 amino acids. The record is from RefSeq and is a predicted model, not a curated record. The transcript is spliced from 3 exons. Gene Ontology annotation, molecular function: zinc ion binding; DNA-binding transcription factor activity, RNA polymerase II-specific. Gene Ontology annotation, biological process: regulation of DNA-templated transcription.
AUGUCCCCAUCCUCAACGGGUGAAUCUCCUCACUCAGCCUCGGGCGCUUCCACCAGGCAGUAUCCGCUUCCCACUCGUGACAGCUUUAGCAUCGACAUAUCAUCUGCGUCGCUAGCAGGGAUGUCAAACGACGUCGGCAUCAAGUCUCCCCUCAAUCUUAGGACCCAUCGAACGUCCAGCUUCAGCAGAGAGGGCAUGCUCAGCGCUGCUCCAAAAUCCCGGCAUCUCUCACAGUCCUCUGACAACAGGCCCGACAACAUGGCCAAUGGGCAAAGGGUCUCGAGCGACGAGGGCUCAAACCCACUGAAGAGGAGGAAUACUGACGCGGGGGUUGAUUACCCACGUCGCAGAGCCACCAUCGCUUGCGAGGUUUGCCGAUCGAGAAAGUCCCGGUGCGAUGGAACGAAGCCAAAAUGCAAGCUGUGCACUGAACUGGGCGCUGAGUGCAUCUAUCGAGAACCAGGUAUCAAGUUGGAUGCCGGCGACAAGCUAAUUCUUGAGCGCCUUAGCCACAUCGAAAGUUUGUUGCAGAUGAGCAUGGUUAAUGCUCAAGGAAACGGCCUCAACUUGACUCAAGAUUCCCCAUCGAUGAGCAAUGGCACCGGGCUCAGCGGCGAAAAUGUACUCCUCGGUACUAAUGCCAGCGGUUUUGUUCCCAUACCAAACGGUGGAUUCGGGACGUGGUCUGCCCAGCCUACCGGUACCAACAUCUCCACGAUGCCCAAGGUCCACACGAACGCCGCAAUGCACCUGUUGCAGUGGCCGCUCAUCAGAGACCUCGUUUCGCGACCAUAUGAUCCUCAAAUCCUCCUGCAGCUUGAGAUGGCCCGAGAACCCCUUCAUUCGUUGACGAAAACGCCUUGCGUGGACUUGUCCAACACCCAGGCCUAUAUUGAGGCGUAUUUCGAAAGGGUCAAUGUUUGGUACGCUUGCGUCAAUCCGUAUACAUGGCGUAGUCAAUACCGGACAGCUCUUUCAAACGGCUUUCGAGAAGGUCCUGAGAGCUGCAUUGUGCUGCUUGUUCUGGCUCUCGGUCAAGCCAGUUUGCAUGGCAGCAUCUCACGAAUCGUUCCUCAGGAUGACCCACCAGGUCUACAGUACUUCACGGCUGCAUGGUCACUCCUCCCAGGAAUGAUGACAGCAAACAGCGUUGUGGCGGCGCAGUGCCAUCUUCUCGCUGCUGCAUAUCAUUUUUAUCUGGUCCGGCCAAUGGAGGCGUGGAACCUUCUCUGUACCACAAGCACCAAGCUCCAACUCCUCCUUAUGACUCCAAGCCGAAUUCCCAGCCAUCAAAGAGAACUGGUGGAGCGUAUUUACUGGAAUGCCUUACUUUUCGAAAGCGACCUACUCGCGGAAUUAGAUCUGCCACACUCGGGGGUGGUCCAGUUCGAGGAGAAUGUUGGCCUGCCUGGAGGAUUCGAAGGAGAGGAGGCGGAACAGGUUGGCCGAGAUGAGCUCUGGUAUUUUCUUGCUGAGAUUGCGCUACGUCGGCUCCUGAACAGGGUCAGCCAGCUCAUAUAUUCCAAGGACUCCAUGGCUUCCACCACCAGCUUGGAGCCUGUGGUUGCGGAGCUUGACUAUCAACUUACCCAGUGGUACGAAAGUCUGCCCUUGCCACUCCAGUUCCCUUUCACGCGAACUGUUAUUCAGGACCCGAUACAAACAGUCCUUCGACUACGAUUCUUCGCCUGCCGUACCAUUAUAUAUCGGCCCUACAUCUUGGCAGUAUUGGACAAUGAGCAGGCGGUACUGGAUCCUGCGGUACGAGAUUGCUGCCACAAAUGCCUCGAGGCAUCCAUACGACAGUUGGAACACAUUGUUGAGCACCAUGCAGGUCAUAUGCCAUAUAUUUGGCAAGGUGCUCUCUCUGUGGUCUCUCAGACCUUGCUCAUCAUGGGCGCGACCAUGUCGCCAUCUUUACUCGCCAUCUUGCUCACACUGGUGCCUCACCGCGAGGCGCUAGACCAAAUCAUCAACGAAGUUGUGCUGGAAAUCGAACGAUAUGCCGUAUUGGCACCAAGUUUGAACCUUGCGGCUGAGAUCAUCAAGGAAGCAGAAGUACGGAGGCGAACAUUUCUCGGAACCUGA